Gaeumannomyces tritici R3-111a-1 is the source of this 1557-nucleotide messenger RNA. RefSeq lists its product as hypothetical. The transcript has a single exon. Lineage: Eukaryota; Fungi; Ascomycota; Sordariomycetes; Magnaporthales; Magnaporthaceae. Bases 1 to 1557 code for a protein of 518 amino acids. The record is from RefSeq and is a predicted model, not a curated record.
AUGCCAAACGCACACCUGGCCAAUGUCUCGGCCGAGAUCCGCAGCCUCAUCCUCGCAGAGCUCCCCAAGGAGGCCCUCCUCGCCUGCCGCCUAGUCUGCAGGAUCCUCUCGGCCCAUGCCACCCCGCUUGCCUUCCGCCAUGUGCUGCUUAGCGCUCGCCAUGCCGCCAGCGCCGACGCCUUUGUGCGCAUUUCCGAGACGGAGCACCUGCGCCGCCUCGUCCAGGAGGUGACGUGCGACACGUACGUCGGCGAUUGGUGUCGCUACCGCGGCGGCAAGGGCUAUAAGCCCCCCGCCGCCUUCCUCGCCGCCCUGCCCUGUCUGCGGCACCUGCGGGGCCUGCGUGCCUUGAACAUAUUCUUUAGCAGGUACACCGCCCGCCGCAAUGUCGGCAUGCGGUUCCCGACCACACUGGCGGUCGCCGAGACGGCCGACUUUCGCUUCCGCGUGCUCCAUACCGUCUUCCAGGCCCUGCGGGGGACCUGGGCCAGGAAGAUGUGGAUCGCCCUGGCGCUUGAUCUACAUCUCCAAGGGGAUGGUGUUGACCCCGUCUUAUAUGACGGAGACGGGGUCGGAGAAGGGCCUAUUGAGCUCGAGUCUCUCGCCAUUUCCAACCUGUCGGACUUUUUCGACCGCCGCCUCACUCGCACGCGUGCAUUCCACGAGGUCCUGGCCUCACCAUCGUUCAAAUCACUCAAGCUUCUUUUCACACAUUGGGAAAAGGAGAUAGAACCCGAGCUCAGGCUCGAGCUGCCCGAUCUAUACGAGGCCUAUCAGAACCUCCCUCUCACUUGGCUAGAGCCCGGCGUGGCUCGGAACCUCACGACUCUGUCCCUUUACGACCGUCACUACUUUGGCUGGUGUCCAAAGCUGGACCUGCGGCUUGUUGGCGGCUUGCCAAAUUUGCGUGUGCUCGCGCUUGGCAACUACGUCUUUUCGCACAACUGGCAGGUAGAUUGGGUUGCCGGCCUGCGCAGCCUCCGAGAAUUGUAUCUCGAUGACUGCCCAAUCCUCUGGCGCGCCAUCGUCCGUCCUCCCCUCGACGAUGAGAACUACCCAACUGCCGACGCCUUCAGCGCCGAUCCCAACAACGACAGGAUCGAGCUCGGCCUUCCGCUGCGCUGGCACGCAGUCUUGGCCCGCUGGCGCGACGCCCUCGCUGGACACCUGCGCGUAUUCUCCAUGGGUUCCGGCGAUUGGGACGGCAAGGCGCAGCCGGACGAGCAACACAACGACGACCUGGCCGGCCGGCGAGUAUUCUUGACGUACGAUCAACCACCCCCGUCUCUACCGAAGUCCCUAUCGGCACGUGGGACUCCCGACCCCUUCAUCUCGGCCCGCUAUGACGGCGGGGUUGGGCUGAGACGAGCGAGGGAGAAUGUGCUACAAUACGUACAGUUCAACGUCGACAGGUGGGUUGAGAGGGACGCAGGCGUCCUACUCCUGGACGACGACGAGAUCGGCAUCCAGUUUGGAGUCCACACAAGAGCCCUGGAUGAGGCGGCACUAGAAGACAUGCGUAUGUCGUUGACCAAGGUCCAAGUCGUUGACAUCUGA